GCGAUUAAAUUGAUAACCUAGGUUCGUUUCACAGAUUUUGAAAAUAAACUGAUAAAGACCUUGCUCUCACUUACCUUAUUCACAUUAGCUGUCUCCUAGAAAUGUAGGGCAUUUAGCAAACAUCUUUUAUUCUGUGAAUUGGUGGUUGAGUAUUCAAGGCGGAAGCCAUAAAAAAACGUAAACAAUUUUAAAGAGUUUCAAAUAUUGUUGGUCAUUUUUGAAAAUGUUUAGUUUUUAUCAUAGUAUCUCAAAAUAAUUACCAAGUAUGCUGUAGUGAAAACUCGUAGACCUCUCCACAUAUUCUUUGUCAGUUAGCAAAGAUGCACACCACUUACAAGAAUCGCGGCCUAACUCCUGCCUAAAUUAUUAAUACCAACUUAACAUAAUAUAUAUUCAAUGGUAUGUUGAAUUGCUAUUGGCUUUGUUGAAAUAUUAAACUAAAAAGGCAUUGGAAAUAAAAUCAACAGAGAGUGUGGAUCGUUAGAAGCGAUUAGUACAAUUCAAGACGAAAAUGGCUGGAGUGUUUAUCAAGUAUUUCGGAGCAUUGCUGCUGGUAGUCGGCGUCGUUUGCAUCAACGGCGAUGGCACCGAAAUUUCCGAAACCGACUUGGAGAUGCUUGACUCCCACAAUCAAUUGUUAAAAUCCAUAUAUAAUGAGGCUGUUAAAUUAAGUAUAUACGUUUUGAGACGAAGUGGGGAAUUAUGCAAGAAGAUGGACAACGAAGAGAUACUGCUAUACAAGAAAAUAGCAAGUGAAAAGUCCAAGAAAUCUGUAGAAUCAGUUACUCACGAAACAAUUCUGAGAAAUUGUAUUAAUCGUAUCGAGGAUCGUUUUGAUCCCACAGCGAGUCGUGAUAAUGUAUAUGGUCCAGAUGAACCUUUGUUACUUAAGUAUGGAUUGGAGGAUAUUCAAAAGGUUGUGGAGCAAAAAUAUGAAACAUUUUUUGAAGAGAUUUUGCAGCAAAUUAAAGAAUAUCUGAAGGGUUUGACACCGGAGCAGCAAAGAAACACGACGGCGCGAAAUUUGAAAGGGUGGUCAAGUAAAAUUAAGGCGGCUUCAACUUUGGCACGGAAGGCGAUGACUUUUAGAAGUUUUAUGCGUUACUAUUUUUUGCAAGAAAGUGUUUAAAGUGCGAGCUGUUUAAUAAUAUUGGAAGUUUAUUUAGCUGCACAGAAUUAAAAUCGCCAAGAGUUGGCAACGCUAACGAA
Bactrocera tryoni is the source of this 1209-nucleotide messenger RNA. RefSeq lists its product as uncharacterized. Bases 512 to 1129 code for a protein of 205 amino acids. The record is from RefSeq and is a predicted model, not a curated record. The transcript is spliced from 2 exons. Lineage: Eukaryota; Metazoa; Arthropoda; Insecta; Diptera; Tephritidae.